CCUUGGAGGAAGCUGAAGACGGGCAUACAGCGUCAUGAGAUAGACCGGAACGUUCUUCUGUCUUCCUUUUCGAUACCCCGGGGUUUUCUUUGUUGUUGGCUAUUUUUUUCUUUCUUUUUUCUGUGCAUAUCUCCCUCCUGUAUCUUGUUCAAUCUGAGCUUGAAAAAAAGAUAUGGCCGAAUUACCACCCUUGGCAGCUGUCCCGCCAUCUGCAGUGCGGAAGAUUAUCCCAAGUGAGGAAUGGGAAGCCUGUCUAGACGCUUGGAUUCUCCUCAUUGAAAUACGGCUGAGAUUAUCAGAUGCUGAAUUUGGAUCCUCCAUUUCAAAGGAUACAUCUGCUACAUCAUUUCUGGGUUCUUAUUUUUCGCAACUUGCCACACCAGACGACUCAGCUCUGCAUGCGGGGCCGAAAGCCAGGGCUUUACGACGACUAUGUUUCUUAUGGACAAGGAGAUCACUACUGGAUGGGAAUCGUCCUCCUUCCGAAUUAUUAGACUGGAAGUUUCUAGGCGAUUUCAGUGCUUGCUAUUCUUCGAGUUCGGCUCUGAAAAGACUACUCGAGGAUACAUGGAGUAGACACGAAGACACAAUAACGUCCAGUAUCGACAAGGGGAAGUCUCUAAUCAUCAAGCAGCUAUCAGUGCCACGGCCUCUAACAGAUGGUGAUACGUUGCUUGACAUUAGAAGACUAACAAUCUUUGCCUCUUGUCUUCCGGCUGCCGGCCACGUGCUCAUGGCCGGUUCUGAUUACUUGGAUACCCUUUUUGAUGCCUAUAAAGAACAAAAAAGCGAGGGGAUACGGAGGGUCCUCGUCGCUAAUGUCUAUGUGGGAUUCACAUCUCUGUUAAAAGGUCCUAAAACAAACAUGUCAUUAUUGCUGGACCAGCUCUUUAGCUUGAAGGCAGCAGCUGGCGUUGGCCAACCUUCUUCGAAAAGAGAACCGACCUUGCUCUCAGAUCUGAUCUGUGGAUCUGAUCUUUUGAUACGGAUGGAACGGUAUUUGAGCGUCUCUCCGCAGAAGAGGGGUCAGGAUCUGGUGUCUAGCUUGCGUCAAUACCAAACAGAGUCCAAACAUCUGCAUCAUCGAUAUCAGAAACACAAGAAGAACAAAGGCAAAGAUCGCGCUCAGGAUAUUCCCACCAGGGCUGAGGUCCAUGUGCAUAAAAUGUCCCUGAUAACUCAGAUUCAAGAUCUUUUCCCGGAUCUGGGCUCAGGAUACGUGCUUCGACUACUCGAUUUUUACAACGAUGACCCGGAAACUAUCAUUGCACGCCUCCUGGACAAUUCCCUGGCUCCGGAAUUGCAGACUCUCGAUAAAACUGAACAAUUACCAGAGGUACAAUCGACCGGGAACCACGACGUCCUGUCUCCUCGACCUACGCCUCCUCAGCUUCCCUCGCCGUCCGAACCUGCAUUUACACGCAAGAACAUCUUUGACAAUGAUGUCGACCUGGUCGAGCUCGCUCGCUCCGGAGACGAACAGAGCCAGAAGCUUCAUUUUGGCCGAGUCAACCGCGAUUUGACCGCCGACGACAUGCUCAACGACCCCAGUCAGCGAACGACCAGAAAGGCCGCUAUUCUAUCCGCCUUGGCGGCAUUCGACUCAGACGAAGACGAACGCGAUGACACGUACGAUGUCGCAGACGUCGGCGGUACCGUCGACUCAGUCCCAGCCGGUACAGACGCAGAAGCCGACGCGGACAUUCGAAACCGUCGUUCUGCAGCCGCAGACGAAACUGAACUGUCCCUCUUCCGUACCUACAAGUCCAACCCUGGCCUCUUCGCGCGUGACUCCGCUACGCGUCGCUCCCAGCCCCGUGCGCAACUGAAGCGCGAGACGGGCAUGACCGACGAAGCCAUUGAAGGAUGGGCGGUGAUGCUAGCACGAGAUCCGAAGCGCUUGUCGAAACUCGAAAGCAAAAUGGCCCUUGCUGCGGGUGGUGCAGGAGGCGGUAUCGGUGCCGUAUCCCAACCUGAUCUUCCAUCGACAUCAUAUCGCAAACCUCGAUCAGAGGAUGAAGAAGACGAAGAUGAGCCCGGUGACGGGGCCGCUGGACCAGCCUCUCGAGGCCGCGGCGGUCCCAAUAGAGGUGGACGUGGCCGAGGUCGUGGAGGUCGCGGCCGAGGGGGCCGUGGUGGAGGCAGAGGCGGCGGCGAUGUGGCCGGCCCUACUGGUAAUAAGGACACGACUAUCGCUCGUCAGAGGAAAGAUGCGAAUAAAGCCAGCAGGGCGAAUCACAAUCGGCGUGAUCAAAGAGCGAAGAAAAUUGCACGAGGUGGAGGACUUCCUGGCUGAUGGGAUCCAGAGCCAUUCAAAGCCGUUGAUGAAUCGUGAAUGCAUUAUUGCUGGGUUUACCAUGCUUGGAACAAAAGUAUUCAUUCUAUUUAUUAUGCAUUACAUGGGUAUUCUGUACAUGGCAAGCAUCCUGAGUUCAGCAUUGCAUACAAUAAUACCAAUAGAGACGUCUUCAGCAUUUAACGUAGAAUGUUAAAGGGAU
This is a messenger RNA of Paecilomyces variotii, 2498 nucleotides long. Its product is annotated as putative CUE domain protein. The record is from RefSeq and is a predicted model, not a curated record. Lineage: Eukaryota; Fungi; Ascomycota; Eurotiomycetes; Eurotiales; Thermoascaceae. The transcript has a single exon. The coding region runs from base 173 to 2296 and encodes 707 amino acids. Gene Ontology annotation, molecular function: ubiquitin binding.